Piliocolobus tephrosceles (Ugandan red Colobus) is the source of this 1641-nucleotide messenger RNA. RefSeq names its product calcium homeostasis modulator 3 (gene CALHM3). The transcript is spliced from 3 exons. Gene Ontology annotation, molecular function: monoatomic cation channel activity. The record is from RefSeq and is a predicted model, not a curated record. NCBI's taxonomy places the organism in Eukaryota, Metazoa, Chordata, Mammalia, Primates, Cercopithecidae. The coding region runs from base 209 to 1243 and encodes 344 amino acids. Gene Ontology annotation, cellular component: plasma membrane.
GCCUGUCCCUGCCUUAAGAGCCUGCUGGACCCCGGGAGUCUGGGCUGGGGCCUGGACACUGCUUCCUCCUUGACCCCUCAGGCCCUUGGAAGCCGAGAGAGAACCUCUUACAGAUCCCAGGCUCAUCCCCAGUGCAGCAGACACCAGGAAGGUGGCCAGAGCCUCACUGAGCCCACCCAACGGCUGCCCACCCACCCAGGCUGGAGUCAUGGAUAAAUUCCGCAUGUUCUUCCAGCACUUCCAGUCAAGCUCAGAGUCAGUGAUGAAUGGCAUCUGCCUGCUGCUGGCUGUGGUCACCGUCAAGCUGUACUCCUCCUUUGACUUCAACUGUCCCUGCCUGGCGCACUACAAUGCACUCUACGGCCUGGGUCUGCUGCUCGCGCCCCCGCUCACCCUGUUCCUCUGCGGCCUCCUCGCCAACCGGCAGUCUGUGGUGAUGGUCGAGGAGUGGCGCCGGCCCGCAGGGCACCGGAGGAAGGACCCAGGCAUCAUCAGGUACAUGUGCUCCUCUGUGCUGCAGAGGGCGCUGGCUGCCCCCCUGGUCUGGAUCCUGCUGGCCCUCCUUGAUGGGAAGUGCUUCGUGUGUGCCUUCAGCAACUCUGUGGACCCUGAGAAGUUUCUGGACUUUGCCAACAUGACCCCCAGCCAGGUACAGCUCUUCCUGGCCAAGGUUCCCUGCAAGGAGGAUGAGCUGGUCAGGAAUAGCCCUGCUCGAAAGGCAGUGUCUCGCUACCUGCGGUGCCUGUCACAGGCCAUCGGCUGGAGUGUCACCCUGCUGCUGAUCAUCGCGGCCUUUCUGGCCCGCUGCCUGAGGCCCUGCUUCGACCAGACAGUCUUCCUGCAGCGUAGAUACUGGAGCAACUACGUGGACCUGGAGCAGAAGCUCUUCGACGAGACCUGCUGUGAGCAUGCGCGGGACUUCGCGCACCGCGGCGUGCUGCACUUCUUCGCCAGCAUGCAGAGUGAGCUGCAGGCACGGGGGCUGCGCUGGGACAAUGCAGGCAGGAGCCCCGAGCCCCCCGCAGUGCCUGAGCCCCCAGAAGUCCUGGACAGUGGAAGCGGGAAGGCCCACCUGCGCGCAAUCUCCAGCCGGGAGCAGGUGGACCGCCUCCUGAGCACCUGGUACUCCAGCAAGCCGCCGCUGGACCUGGCUGCAUCCCCCGGACUCUGUGGGGGUGGCCUUAGCCACCGCGCCCCUACCUUCGCACUGGGCACGAGGCUGUCCCAACACACCGACGUGUAGGGUCCUGGCCAGGCUUGAAGCGGGAGUGUUCGUAGGUGAAAUGCCGCUCUGACAAAGGUCUGGAGUCUUUCCAGGCCAUGGGGACCCCACAGCAGGCACCCUAACUCUAGUUAGCCUCGUUUUUCAAGUAGCCCAAUCUCUGCCUAGUUUCUGGGUGUGGCCUCCAGUGUGCCUCACAAACUUUAAUGUGGACUCGGUUCACCGAGGGCCUUGUUAAAUACAGGUGCAGACUCAGUGUAGCCAGGACCGAGUCUGAGAUUCUGCAUUUUGAACAAGCUCCCUGGUAAUACUGAUGUACUUUUGGUCAGUGAACCAAACUUUGAGUAGCAAAAAUCUAAAUAGAUCUGCCAUGGGUUCUGGGUUCUAGAAGUCAAUUCUAAAUAAUAAUAAUUACCUUA